UUGUGGAUUUCCACUUUUAUAGUAGAAUGAGGAGAAGCGAAGUGAUGAUGAUGACACCGGUUGUUGUAUUCACUUCAACGUGAAUCGACACAGUUGUGUUAAUAUGUUCAUCUUCACGUCAGUGACUUUACUUAUCAUAACAUUCAGUUACACCCAUUCUUUAGAAUAUUUUGCAAAAUGUUGUGAACAUGGAUUUAUUUUUAACGAUUCUAUGAAAUGUGAAUUUAUUCAAAAUGCAAAUAAUGAUUCCCAAUCUUCCAUUUUUAAUGUUACUUAUGGAAUUAUCGACAACAAUUCCACAUGCUUCGACAAAAGUGAUAGAGGGAAAGUUUCAAACACAGAAUCGGAAGUAGACGCUCCAUGCGCUGAUAUUGAUCCCAAUGGAAUACUCAUCUUCCAAAAUUGCUCCUUCAUUCACAGAAACAAGGAGAAUGAGUCGAGAAGUUCUGAACAGUGCAAAAGUUUAUUUACCCCAAUAAAAUUCUGGGGUGCUUCAAUUGUAGUGUUUGCCUCGUUUAUUUACAUCUUCCCUUAUUCUAUCGUUGUUGUUUUAUAUUACAUAAUGCCCGAUCUUCGUAGAAAAGUAUUCGACAAAGUGGUGAUGUGCUUCUGCCUAUCUCAAGUUGGUACCGCAGCAAUUCUAGGUACAUUCGGCUACUUUAUUCUCUAUUAUCAUCAAAUAAUACCCAAAUUAUGCUAUUCAAUUGUUGGUCUAUUCCUCAUGUUUCUAACAAUAUCAUCUGUUCUUUGGAUGUUUAUAAUGUGCUUUGACGUUACAUUGACGAUAACACGAUUCAGAUGGGCGCCAGCAACAAGUAAUUCAACAGAUCAAAAUCGUAAAUUUCGCACCUACGCAAUUUGGGUUUAUUGCGGUAGUUUAAUACCAACGGGUUUCGCAAGUAUUUUCGAAUUAGUGCCAACGGUGUCGAAAAAUUCUCCACUAAGACCAAAUUUCAAUAAUUUUAAUGACACAAAUUUUGCCGUUAUUGGCUACGUGACAUUUAUACCGGCCAUUGUUUUUUUGGCGAAUAAUUUUCUAUUCAUUUACACAUCGUGGAGAAUGUUUCAAAUUCAAAAAUCAACGAGCAUUGCCACUGAGAAUCGAGCCAAGAAAAGUUACAUUACAUAUUUGAAAUUAUAUUUUCUCAUGGAUGCACCAUGGUUGACUGGUGUACUUGGUGCAAUCUAUCCCGAUUUAUGGAUAUUAAAAUUAUUCCGAAUGGUGCAUCCAAUUUUACUAUUAAUGGCAAUUUUACCAAGAAAAAUGGCGAUAAACACUUUUCGUUGUAACAAUAACAAACAAUUGAAGAGUAGUCAGAAAGUGAUUGGUAACGAAAAAAUUCAAAACAAUGUUAAAAAAGAAAAUCCAGCAAUUUCCAUAAAAGAAAAAGUAUAAAAGAGAAAAACUAAAAAUUCUAUAUUUAAUUUCACUUUUUCAA
Molecule: messenger RNA, 1439 nt
Organism: Leptopilina heterotoma
Lineage: Eukaryota; Metazoa; Arthropoda; Insecta; Hymenoptera; Figitidae
Exons: 2
Coding region: 104-1396 (430 amino acids)
Source: RefSeq, a predicted model, not a curated record